This is a messenger RNA of Diaporthe batatas, 2476 nucleotides long. RefSeq lists its product as uncharacterized. The record is from RefSeq and is a predicted model, not a curated record. Bases 139 to 2196 code for a protein of 685 amino acids. NCBI's taxonomy places the organism in Eukaryota, Fungi, Ascomycota, Sordariomycetes, Diaporthales, Diaporthaceae. The transcript has a single exon.
UCAAAGCAGCAGCAACACAUCUCGAAUUGUGCGAUUCAAUUUUUGAAACAGCCCCCUGGUCUUAUGUCUUGACAUUUUGUUCGAAGUCGACACCACGUGUGUCCCUAGGACACAGAUUGGGCUUGCACAACAGGGAAGAUGCCUAAAGGGCGCCGCACGCGAGAAGUUGCGCGGGUCCAGCUUGAUGCCGCCGAGGAAGUCGCCAAUCUGGACUAUUUUGACAGGUCUGUUGUCAAGAGACAGAAGCUCAAUAAUGGCCGCAAUGACCGGAAUCCAGCAUCCGAGGAUCUAGGAGAGCAGAUAGACGACCGUACGGCCAGGCGUAUGAGGCGUGAGGCUGAUAAGCUCAGCCAAACCAAGCAAGCCGGAGCCAGAAGGGCCUCGCCUCGGCGGGGAAACGCGCGGUUGUCCGAAACGCGCGGGGGUGAGGACGAGGAUGAUGAGGACGAGGAGGACGAUGAUGAUGCAUAUGAAGUCAACCAUGCCCGGAUCACUCAAGCUAUGAAUCAAGCGCGGAAUGGGCCUAGGAAGCCGACGAUCAAUGGCAUUGGCUCGCUGCGGCGAAACAAGGAGCCUCCGCAUACUGAAGCGUCAUCGGACAUCGGAGAGAAAAACCAAGAAGAAGUUAUCAACGACAGGUUUAGGACAGGGUAUGGCGCAACCGGCGGGGCACCCAAGGCACAAAGCCAGCGGAGCCGCAAAGGCCGUGACAGGCCAAGCCAACAGAGCGACACGCAUGCAUACACCCCUGAGGAGCACGAGAGUGAGGAGCACGAGAGUGAGGAUGAGUCCUCAACUGAAAUCGAUGACCAAGCUGCCGAGGAUACGGCAUAUGUCGAAGCUCCUCAGCAAGACGAGGAGACCGAGACGGUCCAGGUCCUCAUCAACAGUAUGGGCGGAAUUUUUAAAACAUUGCAACACCCUGCGUGGACAAAUUCAACCCGUUGGAACCACGAUUUUGCGAGCGAAGACAACAAGGACGGCCAGAAAACCUGCAAAACACGCUCCGGGAAAGACUUGAUGGAGGAGGCACAGGGCCUGAACAAUAUCUUGGAGGAGGCCACUCACAUUUCGGAGGAGGGAUCCGAAGAUGACCACGACGUCACGUCAGCAGCUAUUGAGUGCCUGAGGGCGAGAAGCGCGGACGUUCAGCAACACCUCACUCGCAUGGAUAGGAUCGUCGAUGGGAUUUGUCGCCAGAAACUGCGUCCAGUACCACACACUGGAGAUUCCCGGACCAGAGUGCAAGCUGUCAAGAGGAGAAAAGCGAUGCUCAGGGAUUUGUCACAACGAUUGAUUCCCAUGUUGAUGAUCACCGUGAAGAAGGCAUGCGGCAUAUGUCCAUCGGAAGACAACCGAUCAAAGACGACCCUCCAUCUCGACUGCUUCAGGCUUCAGUUCUUUUUGCGACCUCUCGGGUGGGCUGAUAGACUCCACAAGGCACACGAAAGGUGUGUUGAUGAAGAUUUACGGACCGGCGACGAUGAUCCUGAUGAAGUCGGGUCUGAGGCGCAGUAUUUUCAGAAAUCACGUGAGACUUUCGGAUCGCAGUUGGAUGCUCUGCGCUAUGCUUGCAGGAGAGCCGAAAGAGAGAUACAGGACAGGGCGGCACAAGCCGAGCGAAGAGAACGCGAGGCUGAAAUGAAGCGUCAGCACCGAGAACGUGAAUACGAGCGACAACGGGUGCGUCAAGCCGAACAGAAGCGAAAACAAGAGGAGCAGAGAAUAAGGGACGAGAGGCAGAUGGACGCCUUUAUCCAGAGCACGCAUGCUUUGAGAUCAAGACAACCGUUGAGAGACUUGUGGGUCCAGAGUCAACAGCGCUUGCCUGAGCAUUUCCGUACACAGGGCGGAAGGUCGGGGGUCCACAGCCAGAGUUCGGGCGGAGCAGCUCGUCCUCAAGGCAGUCCAUCUAGGACUGCUCAGGCUCAGCCUGUCUAUCAGUCGGAUGACCCCUUUGAGGCCAAUUAUCGGGCCAGUUCGGAGCAAGCGAACAACACAAGCAGUCCAUCGUCUAAGGAGUUUAAAAUCCUGACCAAGGCCAUACGUUACGACAAGAAUUACGAUGUGACAUCUAUGGCGCAAAAGCUGCGACGCACCGAGCGCGAUGUUGCGAUGAUGGCCGCGUUCCUGAAGGACAGCUAUCGUGUUUACUACACACAGCAACACCGACCAAUUCCCGACUGGGCCGUCUAACUCAAUUGCAGAAAUUGGGAUGCGCCGAUUGAAGUUCUUUUAAUACUCGAUACCCAUAAUAGGCAUACUGAUCGUACUAGCCCAUCACUGCCCGACCACUAGCCGAGCUUUGUGCAACUGUAAUCCAGGUCGUUUGCAAGAGAGCCUUCUAUUAGAGACUGCGAACAGGCGGACAAACACAUCCUGUUGCGUGCUGUCUUACCUUGCCUUGGGGGGGGGGCACCGAUUGGUGCUCGUUUCGCUUUCACGACAACAGGCGAACCUACUAGAGCUAGUAAUC